Messenger RNA from Exophiala aquamarina CBS 119918, 2031 nucleotides. RefSeq lists its product as uncharacterized. Lineage: Eukaryota; Fungi; Ascomycota; Eurotiomycetes; Chaetothyriales; Herpotrichiellaceae. Gene Ontology annotation, molecular function: protein binding. The transcript has 3 exons. Gene Ontology annotation, biological process: cytoskeleton organization; cell surface receptor signaling pathway. Gene Ontology annotation, cellular component: cytoplasm. The record is from RefSeq and is a predicted model, not a curated record. The coding region runs from base 1 to 2031 and encodes 676 amino acids.
AUGACAGACGGUGCAGCAUCUGGCAACAGUGGUCGAUCCAAUCAGCAUGGUGGCAAUAUCCCUCGAAGGUUAUCAUACGCCUCUGUCGCUUCCGGCGCCACCUCACAUCAACCCCAUCUAACUCCUACCCGGUCCGGAGCAUUUGCGCAUCUUAUUGGGGCAAGUCCUAGCACUUCUUCUCUGCCAAGUUAUCAUACUUCCGAACAAUACAACAGAAGGCCUCCUGUACAAGACUACGAUCCUGCGACACGGACAAAUUGGCGUGAGCCCGUUCCUCUACCUGCUUAUUCAAGAAAGUUCGCCAAUAUACCCUCUUUGGGCACUGGAAUCAUGGGUUCCAACCCCUUCUUCGUCCCAUCUUAUCUUCGCCAUUCUCGCUAUGCUGCUAAAUUGGAAGCUGCUCAUAAAGAAAGGAUCCGGAGGGAGAGAGAACAACCACCGUCCAGCUCUUCAGCCCUGAAUCCGCUAUCUACAAGUGCUGGUAGCACUAAUGUUCACCGCAUGGCCCCUUCUCAUCGAGGCAUGACGUACGACAUCAUUGAAAGUAAUCCGCCUAAAGAGGAAGAACACUUAAUGCCAUUGCCAACCGGGUGGAGUGAACAGGACAAAUAUCCCGGCUUGGAUGUCAUGAACGACGGGCAGGACCUGAAGUACAGUGGCUCUGCAAGCAAAGCCGACAUUGAGGCUGCUUCUGUGCGUGCCGAUUAUCCUAUGUCACCGGCCUGCGGGAUUUACUACUUCGAGGUCGAGAUCAAACAGAAAAGUAGAGAUACCGCCAUAGCGAUUGGUUUUUCCACUGCAGAAGCAUCUCUCGAACGUCUGGCUGGCUGGGAAACACAUUCCUGGGGCUAUCACGGUGACGAUGGGAAGAUGUUCUUUGGAGAGCAGUCAGGCAAACAAUAUGGACCGACUUUUGGUGCUGGAGAUGUCAUCGGCUGCGGCAUCAAUUUCAACUCGGGUCAUGCUUUCUUUACCAAGAAUGGCCAGGACUUAGGGGUCUGCUUUCGCGAAUUAAGAAAGGAUCUGAGACCAUUCCCUACAAUUGGCAUGAAAAAACACUCCGGGGCACUUCUGACUGUCAAUUUCGGCCAACGGCCUUUCGUUUUUGAUAUCAAUGACAAGAUGUGUGCAGAAAGAGCUCGCGUAUCGAACGACAUCGUGCGAGCAAAGACCACGGCACUACGACCACCACGAGAGGAAAGCAGUUUUAUUCAAGAGCUCGUUGCUCAAUUUCUAGCACAUGACGGUUAUGUAGAGACAGCGAAAGCCUUUUCCGAGGAGGUUCGAGCAGAGAAACAGUCCUUGAACAAUGCCCUGCCUACAGCAGCACCAAGUCGUCCAGAAAGGGAUGAUGCGGAUGCUGUUUAUCGUCAGCAAAUGCGACGAGCUAUUCUCUCCGGAGAUAUUGACCAAGCCCUGGAAGUCACAAAUUCACACUUUCCUACUGUGCUUGCAGAGAAUCCAGGCAUCCUCUUCCGACUCAAGUGUCGGAAAUGGGUUGAAUUGAUUAGCAAAACCACGGAACUAGAUAAAAAGCAGCAAGCCCAAGAAGGACGUAGACCAAGUACCGCCCACGCAAAAGGCUCUGGUGUUGAUGAUGACUUUGCGCAGGCGAUGGAACUCGAUACUCAUACUGAUGGUAUUCAGCACACUAGUGACUCUGACAAAGCCCCAUCUACCGAUAAUUUCCUUCAAUACGACCAAUUAAUCAAUGAAGCCAUGCUGUAUGGCCAAGAACUGCAGAGGGAGUAUCGUGAUGAGGAUGGCGAAUAUGCAAAGACCCUUCAGGACAUUUUCAGUUUAGUCGCCUACAAUGACCCGAAAGACAGCGUUCAUGGCCACUUGCUAGACUCCUCUGGAAGGGUGACAGUUGCUGAAGAACUGAAUUCUGCAAUCUUAGUCUCCCUCGGUCGAUCACCAUCUGCCGCCUUGGAGAACACUUGGAAGCAGGCCGAAGUGUUGGUUGACAUGUUGAGUCAAGAUGGUGGGCCAGCUGCCUUCGUCAACCUCCAAUCAACCUUUGCGUCGUAA